AGAGCCACAGCAACCAAAGCUGGAAGGUGUGGAGGUCUGAGCUCAGCUGACUGGUGAAAACACACAGGUGUGAUCAGCAGAGAUGGAUUCGAUCACUGACCUGAGGACAGCACACACUGAGGAGGAGCUCAAGAUGUUCCAGUGUCUGAAAGACGGAGGAUAUGAACUGCAGAAUCAUCAGAUGGUGACAGACGUGGAGAAUAACAUCACAGUGAACGCUGAACAUCCUCUGGAGAACACGGUGCUGAUCAUCCAGCAGGACUGGCGGGACUUUCUGCAGACACAGGAUAUCCUGGAGAAGAGAAGCCCCUCCCCUCCCUCUCUGUCCUCAGACAAGAUGAUGAGCCUGUCAAUCAGCAUGAACACCCUAUCAGACGGCAGCACUCCUGAUUACCGGGAGGAUGGCAUGGAUCUGGGCAGCGAUACUUCCAGUCGCUCCAGCUCGGAGUCCAACUCCAACAAGGUGACGCCAUGCUCCGAGUACAAGUCCUCUCCCAGUCUGGAGCUGGCAGGAUUGGAGGACUAUGAGGAGGACGAGGACUACCAGCAGUACAAGAAGAGGGUGCUGGUGGACUGGGACCGAGAGUACGGCGGGAACUAUGCAGACACCCAGAACGAGGACUUUAGCCAGACCGGACUGUUCCAGGAGUCUGUUAACAGCCGCAGUUUGGCAGAGGAGCUGGCGCCCGCUGCUGCUAUGCCCGGUGGACACCCCGCCACCUCUGAACCUGAGGAAAUAAGGCAGAAUGGAAACUCCGUCACACCCUACGGACUUCCCCUGUCGCCCUGUGAGGCUAAGACUUUAGGCAAGCCUAGUCACGGGAUUGGCGUCUCCGGACGGGACUCCGGAGAGGUUGGGGGUGGACGGUACAGAGAUGAAUGUGUGGAGGAAAGCCAGCUGCCAGCCAUGGACUGGGCUGCUCUGGAGAGACAUUUGGCAGGCCUGCAGUUCAGAGAGCAGCAGAACCACAACCACGGCCUGAUGCGCACCAACUCCACCAAUGCCCAGAAGAAUGAGCGUGAGUCUAUCCGGCAGAAGUUGGCUCUGGGCAGUUUCUUUGACGAUGGUCCGGGGAUCUACAGCAGCUGCAGCAAGAGCGGCAAACCCAGCCUCUCCUCACGGCUUCAGAGUGGGAUGAACCUGCAGAUCUGCUUCGUCAAUGACAGCGGCAGCGAUAAAGACAGCGAUGCGGACGACAGCAAGACGGAGACCAGCCUGGACACACCGCUCUCACCCAUGAGCAAGCAGAGCUCGUCGUACUCGGACAGAGACACCACAGAAGAUGACUCUGAGUCUCUGGAGGACAUGGAUUUCUUGAGUCGGCAGAAGAAACUGCAGGCCGAGGCCAAGAUGGCGCUCGCUAUGGCCAAACCCAUGGCCAAGAUGCAGGUGGAGGUGGAGAAACAGAACCGCAAGAAGUCACCUGUGGCAGACCUGCUUCCGCACAUGCCGCACAUCAGUGAGUGUCUGAUGAAGAGGAGUUUGAAGCCCACAGACCUCAGAGACAUGACCCUCGGACAGCUACAGGUCAUUGUCAAUGAUCUGCACUCACAGAUCGAGGGUCUAAAUGAAGAGCUGGUGCAGCUGCUGCUGAUGCGAGAUGAGCUUCACAUGGAGCAGGACGCCAUGUUAGUGGACAUCGAGGAUUUGACCAGGCAUGCUCAGAGCCAGCAGAAACACAUGGCGGAGAAAACGCCCUCCAAAUGAAUUCGCACAUCGGCCACUGCAUCAGUAUAGAGACAGACACCUUUCCUUUGCUUCUGUGGUUCAUGACUGCUGACGAUCACUCACUUCUUCACAAACUAAACCGAGAAGAGAAUCCAGGAGCUUUCAGAGACCGAUGGGAUGUCCUGGAUGCUGCAGUGAUCAGCCUUCGCUUCCUCAUAGAUCUUUUACGUUUGCCACUAAAUUAUAACUGUCAAAACAAAAAAAAUGGUGUAAAAGCACCUCAUCAAGAAGUCCAGCGCUGUCUCACGAUAAUUCGUAACCUUUUGAUUCAGUGGCUGAUUUGUAUGAUUUCAUUCGGCCAAUUUAGUGCGGUUUGCUCAUCCUCCAAGGGACCCUUUUCAUGUUUGCGUGUUUCUCAGCAGCAGAAGUGGUCAUAGUUGGUAAACUCAGAGCGCAGUGACUGGGAGAGUACAACAAAUCAUUAUUUUACAAACCUAUUUGCUGAAAUAUUAACAGAAAAACUCCAUAAUGGUGUUAUCAAGACUUUCAGAAAGAGGAAAACAAUAGUGUGAGACUGAUAACAGCAGCCAGAAGAGAGAAUAAUGGCAGAUUUACUGUCCUGCCACCGUAGACACUGCUUUAGACAGCUCACACACUAGUGGUCAUUCGUUUAUUGUAGUUUGAUGCAAAGAUGAUAUAAUACAUACAUAUCAAUGUUCAUCAACAAGUGAGGUUUAUUCAUAAACUAAUUUCAAGAGGAUCACGUGCUUAUGAUUUAUCACAGCCGGUCACGUAUUAAGCUAAUCAGUAUCAUCCAAUCAUAUGAGCCAUAAGCUACUAUAAAUAACCACAGUUUUCAAUCCACUUUAUCUUCGCUUGGAAGAAACCCCCCUUCCUCCCCGUUCUCCUGCUUAACUAUAGAUUGGGCGGCACGGAGGCCCAGUGGUUAGCACUGUUAGCCCCACAGCAAGAACACUGCCAGCUCUGGUCCUGCCAGGUCGGUAGGUGCUUCUGUGAGGAGUUUGUAUAUUCUCCCCGUGUCCGCGUGGGUUUUCCCCGGGUUCUCCGGUUUCCUCCCACCAUCCAAAUAUAUACAUCAUGCAUAACAGUCAAGAAUUUGUCUAGCCCCCUUUUUUCCUCACGUGUUCCCUUAGCUACUGCAGACGGGGAGUUCUGAGAUCCACCGAGCUCAGGCUCCCCUCUCGCUCUGCAAACCGGAGGAAGCCCCGGGCUCGAGGAUCCCUUGAGCUCGGGGCUCUCUCCCGGGACAGCAUGCCAAACAAGCUAUUGAUGAAUCAUCGGCUAAGUGUGAACUCUUGAAAUAUUCUAAAUACUAAAACUUGCAAGCAUUUAAGAUGCUGAUGACCUUAAAACACGUCAUAACAUUCUUGGGGAAAGGGUGCAUUACUCGUCCAAUUUAGCGCGAUUUGCUCAUCCACCAAUGACGGUUGGGUUUAGAAGCUGGGUUUGGUGCCACAUCUCCUUUUUUUGGACAAAUUUUCUGUGGUUAAACUCAUAUGAAUUCAUACGCAUUAGCCACUAAACUGACAGAAUGUAAAAUAGUUACGUUUCCUCGUGAGAUCGGGCUGGAAACUCAAGUUAAAACAGAAAAAAUACAAAUAAAAAAAGAAGAGUCUUUGAACAAGCCGUGAAUUACCUGUUGAAAUGUUGGACAGUAUUUUAAAAAAAAAAGAAAAAACUCUUUCUGAUCAGCACAAAUGGAGGUUUUGCGAGGGAACGAGUGUGUUUUUUCGAAGGUGCUAAAGAGGAGACAUGCCUGCCUUGUAGUCGACUUGUAGCUUUUGGUAACUUGGUUCACUGCGACUGGUAUUCAACAUUUUGUGAAUGUUGAUUCUGACACGAGUCAAUCGAAUAAGUGUGUUAAUAUCAUUUUCAUUCUAUCGUAUUCAGAUUCUUUAUUUGAGGGAGAUGCUUAUGUACAGAUAUGUAUAAAAUAAGACGAAUAAAACUUUGUUUCAUA
Danio aesculapii is the source of this 3650-nucleotide messenger RNA. RefSeq names its product schwannomin interacting protein 1 (gene schip1). Bases 83 to 1708 code for a protein of 541 amino acids. Gene Ontology annotation, biological process: positive regulation of hippo signaling. Gene Ontology annotation, cellular component: plasma membrane; cell junction. The transcript is spliced from 12 exons. NCBI's taxonomy places the organism in Eukaryota, Metazoa, Chordata, Actinopteri, Cypriniformes, Danionidae. The record is from RefSeq and is a predicted model, not a curated record.